UCUCUGCCCCUCUCCGGCUCGCCGACGCCCAAGAACCCAUCUUUCCUCUCCUUCCCGCCGCCUCCAUCUCCACAGCGCCACCAUGAAGCGCAUCUUCAGACGGUUCUCCCUCGUCGCCGCGGCAGACUCCUCCUCCACCGCCUCAGCCGUGGCGGCCUACCGCCAGCUCCGGUCGCCGAAGCAGGCGCCUCCGACCGGCCGCGCGCGGGUGCCGCAGGGGCACGUGCCGGUGUGCGUCGGCGAGGAGGGCGGGCCCGUGGAGCGGUUCGCCGUGCGCGCCGACCUGCUGGGCCGGCCGGCCUUCGCCGCGCUUCUCACGCGCGCCGCCCAGGAGUACGGGUACGGCCACCCCGGCGCGCUCCGCAUCCCCUGCCCCGUCGCCGACUUCCGCCGCCUCCUCGUCCGCCUCUCCUCCGACCCCUCCGCCGUCGAGUGCUAG
This is a messenger RNA of Lolium rigidum, 439 nucleotides long. RefSeq names its product auxin-responsive protein SAUR71-like. The coding region runs from base 83 to 439 and encodes 118 amino acids. The transcript has a single exon. The record is from RefSeq and is a predicted model, not a curated record. Gene Ontology annotation, biological process: response to auxin. NCBI's taxonomy places the organism in Eukaryota, Viridiplantae, Streptophyta, Magnoliopsida, Poales, Poaceae.